Rhododendron vialii is the source of this 1813-nucleotide messenger RNA. Its product is annotated as cell division cycle 20.2, cofactor of APC complex-like. The record is from RefSeq and is a predicted model, not a curated record. The transcript has 5 exons. Gene Ontology annotation, cellular component: anaphase-promoting complex. The coding region runs from base 198 to 1559 and encodes 453 amino acids. NCBI's taxonomy places the organism in Eukaryota, Viridiplantae, Streptophyta, Magnoliopsida, Ericales, Ericaceae. Gene Ontology annotation, molecular function: anaphase-promoting complex binding; ubiquitin ligase activator activity; protein binding. Gene Ontology annotation, biological process: positive regulation of anaphase-promoting complex-dependent catabolic process; positive regulation of ubiquitin protein ligase activity; anaphase-promoting complex-dependent catabolic process.
AAACCACUCUCUCUCUCUCUCUCUCUCUCUCUCUCUCUCUCUCUAACGCUAUCUUUUUUCUCUCUGUGUUCCCUUUACUACGUUGUUCUUUAAAUUUACAAGUCCCGCAGAAGUUGUUUUUAUUUCCUAGGGUUUUGUUGCCUUUGUUCUUCUGAUUAUUUUCGGGCGAUUUUAGGGUUUUGUCGCUGACACAAAAUAUGGAUGCAGGAAGAAUGAGAAACAAGGGGUCGCGGUUUCCUCUCUCCGAUCGGACUUUUCGGAGGAAAAAUUCUUCUGAGAAUUUGGACAGGUUUAUCCCUAAUCGGUCUGCGAUGGAUUUUGAUUUUGCGCAUUUCAUGCUGACUGGUGGGAGGGUAGAGAAGCAAAACUCAUCAUCACCCUGCUCUCCAUCCAAAGAAGCUUACAGGAGGCAGCUGGCAGAGAUUUUCAACAUGAACAGAACUAGAAUCCUUGCUUUUAAAAACAAGCCCCCUGCUUCAGAAGCCACUGUUUCAGAGUCAAUUUCAUCGGUUCCCCAUUCCAAACACGCCAAACAUAGAAGAUGCAUUCCCCAAGCUUCAGAAAAGACUCUUGAUGCCCCAGAUCUCAUGGAUGACUUCUAUUUAAAUUUGCUGGACUGGGGCAGCAGCAACAUCCUAGCCAUUGCCCUCAGCAAUUCGGUGUAUUUAUGGGAUGCCUCCGAUGGGUCUACGAAUGAACUUGUCACCGUUGAUGAGGAGAUUGGGCCUGUGACAAGCAUCAGAUGGGCACCAGAUGGAAGGCACCUCGCUGUUGGCUUGAAUAAUUCCCAUGUCCAGCUUUGGGACUCUUUGGCCAGUUGUAAGCUAAGAACGUUGACAGAGGGGCACAGAUCCAGAGUCGGUUCACUUGAUUGGAACAACCACAACUUAACAACUGGAGGAAUGGACAGCUUAAUCAUCAACAACGACGUAAGAGUCCGAUCCCAUAUCAUCACCACAUACAGGGCCCACACCCAGGAAAUAUGCGGCCUAAGAUGGUCCGCAACCGGCCAACAACUAGCCAGUGGUGGAAAUGACAACCUUGUAUACAUAUGGAACAUCUCAAAUUCUACCUCUGGAAACAGUUCAAGCAACCACCACCGGUGGCUUCACUGCCUAGACCACCACACCGCAGCUGUGAAGGCACUCUCCUGGUGCCCGUUUCAGAGUAACUUGCUGGCUUCAGGUGGUGGGGUUGGGGAUGACUGUAUUAAGUUUUGGAACGCGCACACUGGCGCGUGCUUGAACUCGGUUGACACGGGGUCGCAAGUGUGUUGCUUGGCUUGGAGUAAGCAUGAGAGGGAGAUUUUGAGCUCACAUGGGUUUAAUGAUAAUCAGCUGAUUUUGUGGAAGUACCCUUCUAUGGUGAAGAUUGCUGAGCUUUAUGGGCAUACUUCAAGAGUUCUGUACAUGGCUCAGAGCCCAGAUGGGUACACGGUUGCAUCGGCAGCAGCAGACGAGACAUUGAGAUUUUGGAAUGUGUUGGGACUCCUGAAUUGGCUAAAGCCAGAGCCCAAGUCGAAUCCAGAGCUAUUUGCAAACCUUGCCCGCAUCAGAUGAACGAGUUUUGUUGCUGAUAUUGGUGACUGAAAACAGCAAGGGAAUAUGCAAUGAAAUCCGCCAAUGGGAGCACUAGAGUUGUUCUGGUAGUGUUAUGCAGUACUUGAUUUGGUUUGACAUGUGAAAAAAAUUUGCAUAAAUUAGAAGAGAAAAGUAAAUGUAUAGAGUACUAGAAUUGUACAGUUACUUUAUUUACGUGCAAAAAUGUAGUAAGUACAAGUCAUCUAUAUAUUUCAAUGAAUUUUCUUCACCAA